AUGGAAUCACACGCCGAGGGAUCAAGGACAAGCCCAUUGCUUGACGAGGAGGUACCGCUUUCUUUAGAUGAGUACGUGAGAUACGGAAGGCAGAUGAUCAUGCCUGGAUUUGGACUUCCAGCUCAACUAAAGCUGAAAAACGCCAAAGUAGCUAUAGUAGGUGCAGGUGGAUUAGGUUGUCCAACUCUACAAUAUCUCGCUGGAGCAGGUGUAGGAACUAUUGGGAUAUUCGAUCAUGAUACAGUCAGUUUAAGUAAUUUACACCGACAGAUAUUACAUACGACAGAAAGAGUAGGAAUGAAUAAAGCUGAAUCCGCUAGUAUGGCAUUAAAAUCAUUAAAUCCUGAAAUCAACCUCUUACCCCAUGGUGUACCUAUAACACCUUCUACGGCACUAUCGUUGUUGAAAGGAUAUUCAAUCUUAGUAGAUUGUACAGAUCGACCUUUAACUCGAUAUCUGCUGUCCGACGUAUCUGUCAGAUUGGAUAUCCCUUUAGUCUCAGGUGCUGCUAUUUCUUCAGCUGGACAAUGGGCCGUAUAUGGUGGUAAACCGCUUCAAUCGGGAAAGAAAAGAGCUUGUUAUAGAUGUAUUUGGCCAAGUAUUAUACCUGGUUCAGCGGGAAAAUGCGAAGAAGAAGGUGUAUGGAGUGUAGUUACUGGCUUAGUAGGUACUGGGAUGGCUUCGGAAGUCAUCAAACUUAUAAUAGGUAAAGAAGAUCCAGAACCAUUACUUCAUUUACAUCACUUAUGUUCGAAUCCAUUGAUAAGAACUAUAAGAAUGAAAGGACCUUCGGCGAAGUGUAUAGCUUGUGGACCUUCUGCUAGCAUAACGGACGAUCUUGAUGUAUAUGGAUAUGAAUCAUUCUGCGCAGGAGCAGCGGGUCCUGAAGUGGAUGAAAUGACCGGAAUGAAAGAUGGUAUCCAAGGUGAAAGGAUAGAUGUCAAGGAACUUUCCAUAUUAAUGGAAGCAAAUUCGAAUAUCUCUCUAAUAGAUACAAGACCUCCAAUUGAGUUCGGUAUCUGCUCAUUACCAAAAUCAACGAAUAUCCCUCUACCGACCAUUCUGGAAGAUCCAUCUGUACUACCUCCGUCAGAAGAAGUCAUCUUCCUCUGCAGGAGAGGAAACGAUUCUCAGAUAGCCGCAGAUGCGUUGCGACGAACGACAAACACGACGGGGCAAAAUAUCAGGAUAAGGGAUGUCAAAGGUGGUCUGAGAGCUUGGAGUAAAGUUGUCGAUCCAAUGUUCCCUGUUUAUUGA
Molecule: messenger RNA, 1257 nt
Organism: Kwoniella shivajii
Lineage: Eukaryota; Fungi; Basidiomycota; Tremellomycetes; Tremellales; Cryptococcaceae
Exons: 7
Coding region: 1-1257 (418 amino acids)
Biological process (GO): tRNA wobble position uridine thiolation; protein urmylation
Cellular component (GO): cytoplasm
Molecular function (GO): nucleotidyltransferase activity; thiosulfate-cyanide sulfurtransferase activity; URM1 activating enzyme activity
Source: RefSeq, a predicted model, not a curated record